Messenger RNA from Purpureocillium takamizusanense, 1690 nucleotides. RefSeq names its product mitochondrial import inner membrane translocase subunit tim54 (gene TIM54). The coding region runs from base 214 to 1521 and encodes 435 amino acids. The record is from RefSeq and is a predicted model, not a curated record. NCBI's taxonomy places the organism in Eukaryota, Fungi, Ascomycota, Sordariomycetes, Hypocreales, Ophiocordycipitaceae. The transcript has a single exon.
CGGCAACGACAACCCGCCUUAUCGCGCCUAUUUUUUUUCACUCCCAAAGCCGACAUCCACUGAGCCCGUGGACGACACCGCGGCCACACGCCCGGGGACAUUCUUCAAAUUCCCCUUGUCAAUCGCCCUUUCCCCGACUUUGCACGCGGCAGCGACUGGUCCCAUCGCCGCCGCCGCCGCCGCCGCAUCCCCCUCCUCGCCCCCUCCGGCAUCAUGUAUGUCAACACCGAAGCAAAGCCCGGCUCGCCGGCGUUGCGCAUGCUGGGUUUGCCCAACCUGCCGCGCAAGCUGCCCUCGCGCAACUGGAUGAUCUUCUGGGCCGUCACCGGCGCCUUCACCACCGCCAUCAUCUACGACAAGCGAGAGACGAAGCGCGCGACGGCCAAGUGGCGCCAUGCCGUGGAGCCGCUCUCCCGCGAGCCCAUCGGCAAAGCCAGCCAGCUCCCGCGCAAGCUCACCAUAUACCUCGAGGCGCCCCCCGGCGACGGCCUGCGCGUCGCGCAAGACCACUUCAUCGAGUACGUCAAGCCCGUGCUGUCCGCCUCGGGCAUGGACUGGGAGUUUGUCCAGGGCCGCCAGCAGGGUGACGUCAGGGCCGCCGUUGCGGAGAAGAUUCGCCGCGCGAGGAUGGCUGACGAGCGGCCCGGCGAGGAGCUCGCCAAGACGGAGGAGAGCAUGGUCACCGACCUGAGGAAACGGAUGGGCGUCCCCGAGUACGAGGGCGUCAAGGGCGACAUCGUCAUCGGCCGACACACCUGGAAGGAGUACAUUCGCGGUUUGCACGAGGGCUGGCUGGGCCCCUUGGACGCGCCGCCCCAACCCGCGCCCCCGGUCGCCGAGACGAAUGCCGCGACGGCAGACGACGGCAGCACCGAUGAGACGACAGCGGAGAAGAAGGCAGAGGAAGAGAAGAAGGACGAGAAGCCAUCACGGCCGCCGCAACCGCCGCCGUACAACACCACAGACGACUACACCGCCGCCAACCUCCCCGUGCACAUUCCCUUCGAGUUUUCGCCCUCUGCUCCCAUAGCCUUUCCCCAUCGCCUGGGCUUCAGGCACACCUUUGUCCGCCUCGGCCGCUUCCUCAACCGCCGCAAGCUCGCCGACAGCAUCGGCCGCGACGUCGCCGCCGUGUGCUUCGCAGCGGCGCGCGAGUACCGCGAGGCCGACGGCCAGUUCGAGCAGCAGCUCCUCCUCGAGCGCGAGGAGAACGACUGGCCCAAGAGCACGUGGAAGGACGAGCCGCCCGCCGUGGGCGACGGAACCCAGGCCGCCGCCGCCGAGCCACCCAAGGAGAAGAUCUGGACGUCGCCCAUGGUGCUGGACCAGCGCAUCGGCGAGCGCAUGCGCCGCUUCGAGAUGCAGCCCGAGGACGAGGCGCGGGCCGCCAAGAUCGUCGUCCCCGAGGAGGAGAUUGAGGGCUGGGUCAAGGGCAGCCUGCGGAGUCUCUGGCGAUGGGGCGCCAGCUCCUUCGAGAGCAAGCCCAAGGGGCCCAACGUGGGCAACCUGGACGGCGACUGAAGGGGCUUGCGUCAAGGAACGUCCUGACUGCUUCAUGGGCACGAACAAACCCCCGUGAAAAAGUCGACUUGUAUCAUGUACCAUAUCACAUAUCUCGCUGCGAGGGGACCCUUUCUUGUAUACCAGUGGGGAGGUACGGAAAAGCAUUCUGUAGGCAUUAUAGAGGAAC